This is a messenger RNA of Brassica rapa (field mustard), 728 nucleotides long. RefSeq names its product protein BOLA4, chloroplastic/mitochondrial. The record is from RefSeq and is a predicted model, not a curated record. NCBI's taxonomy places the organism in Eukaryota, Viridiplantae, Streptophyta, Magnoliopsida, Brassicales, Brassicaceae. Gene Ontology annotation, biological process: iron-sulfur cluster assembly. Gene Ontology annotation, cellular component: chloroplast.
GUAUGUUUCCCAAAACAUUUUGCUCUCUUCCCCAACCCAACGCUCAGCAAUGGCGACUACCUUGAUGGCGACAACACGUCCGUACGUUCUUCUCUCCUCCACUAGAGCGAGCCUUCAUCUCCUCUUCCAGUCUCCAAAGAGACCCUUCGCUUCGUUUCUAUCAACUCUCUCAUGUGCCGCCGCCGCGAGAAGCUCCAGCUCGAGAUGUUUAAGCGCCGUUUUGUCUCGCGGAGAGACUGCUGCGCCGUCUUCGUCGAUUUUCGGCAAAGGAGUUUCUGGGUUUGGUGUCGUGGACAUUCGCAGCCGUGGGUUCAGUGCUAGAUCCUCUCAAAUCAACGAUGCUGGGUCUAUUGAUCAAACCCUUAUGCAGUCCAUGGAGCUAAAGAUCAAAGAACAGUUGAAUGCAGAGUCAGUUUCUGUCAAGGAUAUGUCUGGAGAUGGACGUCAUGUUUGCAUCAAUGUGGUAUCAUCGGCUUUUGAGGGACAGUCUGCAGUGAACAGACAAAGGAUGGUCUACAAAGCCAUUUGGGAGGAGCUUCAGAACGUUGUUCAUGCCGUUGAUCAAAUGACAACAAAGACUCCUUCUGAAGUUUGAAGCUUUUUUUUUUUUUGAAACACUACAAACAUUGAAUACCUAUUAUUUAUUUGAAGGACAAAGCUAUUUGUUUUUUAAUCAAAAACGAAUUUGAAAUAAAGUUUAUGGAUCUUCUUUGAUGGAGGUUAUUUUU